AUGCUUAAACUUUUAGUUUUCUUGAUGGUAAUAAUAUCAGUAUUAUCAGCUGAAAUACCAUCGCCCGGGAUAUUUAAUAACGAGGACACAUAUAAACCUGAAAUUGAGGAAGCAAUUGAAACCCAUUCUAUUCAUAGUAAGAUUACAAACUCAGAACCAGAACAUCAUCCUGUAUAUCGAUCAGAAGAACAUAAGGAUGAAGGUCGAGCAAGAAUUGAGCCAGUAAAGCCUAGAGGGCCUAUAAUUAAACAUGAUAUGUUAGCUGAUGAACCUGUCGCAGCACCAUCUUCAGAUGUUAAUAGAAACGAUAAUUAUGGUUUCUCGGGACCAGUGGAAGUGGCCUAUCCUGAUAUUCCGUAUGCCCCUAGCUAUGGAUAUAGACACGGAUAUGCUGGACAAAAUAACUAUGAUGUGUAUGGAAUUAGUGAUGAUUUGAUGGAACCAGAUACUUCAUCUUUUGGACUGCUUUGGAGCCAAGUACCUGAUUCUAGGACGUUGGUGAACUACGCUGGUAGGACUAUCAGUUGGGUAUUCAGCAGCAUUUUCGUCCUAAUGCUCGGUUCGUUCCUAACCAUUGGACUUUGUACCUACACUGAUUUGUGCAGGAUUACGUUUAAUGGCGUUGGUCCAAUUCAUGAAGAGAUGAGAUCCCUUAUAACCCCAGAACGCUUGGAGAAAAUUAGUAACGCUGCUGACUUUGUAAAAACUGCGAUUAAUAAGUAUCAAACCAUUCAACAUGUCCCCGAACCAGGUACAAGGAAGCGACGUUCAAUCUUCUAUUAA
Vanessa atalanta (red admiral) is the source of this 783-nucleotide messenger RNA. RefSeq lists its product as uncharacterized. Lineage: Eukaryota; Metazoa; Arthropoda; Insecta; Lepidoptera; Nymphalidae. The coding region runs from base 1 to 783 and encodes 260 amino acids. The record is from RefSeq and is a predicted model, not a curated record. The transcript has 4 exons.